Molecule: messenger RNA, 873 nt
Organism: Closterium sp. NIES-65
Lineage: Eukaryota; Viridiplantae; Streptophyta; Zygnematophyceae; Desmidiales; Closteriaceae
Source: the annotation of a GenBank genome assembly
AUGGCCUCCCUCAACGUCCUUGAGUUUGAUCCUGACGGCCGCCCUAUUAAGUUCGAAACCUGGCUGCAGGACCUACAGCUGUUCCUCCUGAGCGACUCUAAGGACGAUGUCUCCCUGUUUGACCUCACGUCUGGAGCUCGUCCUGCCCCUGCCGCCUCUGCCGAUACUCUAGGUCGCCUCAUCCUCCCCUACCUCUUUCCCGAGCUGUCCUCUUUCGACAUUGUAGACGACCUCAUCACCCACCUCCGCACUAUGGACGCUUGCUACCGUACAGCCCUCCCCGCCGAGUUUGUCCCCAAGAAUGAGCCCCCGAUCUACAUCACUCUCUACUUUAUAGUCACUCGCCUCCCCGACUCUCUUAGCGCAGUCUGGGACACCCUUCUCGCCCUUCGCCCUACAGACCUCUCUAUCGACCUGCUCUCGAAGCACCUCCUAGCAGCUGAGACCAACAUCGUCGCUGUAGGUGCUGCUCAUGGCACUCCCCGCACGCCCUUCUUUGAGGGGUGCUCCCCCUCCCCCCUUGCCCCCUCUAUCGCUUCUGCUGCUGCUGUCGACUUCCUUGGUGCUGAGGGAUUCGGUGCUGCUUGUGCUCCUAGUGGGAGGCGUCGCAGCGGCAAGGGCAAGGGAGGCAAGGCUGGUGGGGGUGGCGGCGAUGGAGGCGGUAAUGGUGGAGGCGGUGGAGGCGGUGGAGGUGGCGGAGGUGGCAGUGGGAGUGGUGGCGGGAGUGGGGGAGUCGGUGGCGGCAGCGGCGGGGGUGGCGGUGGCGGUGGUCGUGGUGACAAUGGACGUAGUGGGGGCAGUGGUGGUGGUGGUGGCGGGAGUGGUGGUGGCAGCAGCAGUGGUGGGCGGACUGGAGGUGGUCAGUGGCAGUAG